This is a messenger RNA of Thalassophryne amazonica, 1230 nucleotides long. It is a transcript of the gene tmub1, whose product is annotated as transmembrane and ubiquitin-like domain containing 1. The record is from RefSeq and is a predicted model, not a curated record. Gene Ontology annotation, molecular function: protein binding. The coding region runs from base 116 to 910 and encodes 264 amino acids. The transcript is spliced from 3 exons. NCBI's taxonomy places the organism in Eukaryota, Metazoa, Chordata, Actinopteri, Batrachoidiformes, Batrachoididae.
AGAAGAAGAGUAAUUAGCAAUGAGGAAGUGUGUGCAGGCUAACAGUCAGUGCUAACCGUUUAUGAGCUGAACGGUGCGUGUCUGCUGUUUGCCUUUGUGGGAGGGGCGGCCAGCCAUGACUCUGAUUGAGGGCGUCGGGAAUGAGGUGACUCUGCUGUUCGGGUCGCUCCUCAUCCUGCUGGUGCUGCUGCUGGCCUGGGCCUCCACCCGCACGGGUGAGCCACAUGACCAUCUCUUCACUGCCGCCACGACUCCUGCUGCCUCCUACAUUGACCCGCGCUUCUCUUCCACCACCUCCUCUUCACCCUCCAGUUCUGUAAAUGAGGGCUCACUAACGGAGACGUCGCUGCCUGCUGCUUCGCUGGAUGACGCUGGGCAGCAAGUGAAGGAGGAGGAGGAUGGAGGAGAUGCUCUGAGGAGUGGAGGAGGAGGAGGAGGAGAGGCAUCAGCUGCUUCACUGUCAUCUCAGAGGAAUAUGGUGGUCAGGCUGAAGUUCCUGAAUGACACAGAGAUAACGGCUCAGGUCCAACCACAGGAUACCAUUGGAUACAUCAAACGGACCUACUUCACAGGUCAGGAGCAGCAGGUGCGGCUGAUCUAUCAGGGUCAGCUGCUGCAGGACGACGCUCAGACGCUGGCGUCCCUCCAUCUGAUGCACAACUGUGUCCUGCACUGCCACAUCUCACAGCACGUCCCUCGUGGGGGGCCGGCAGGGGCUCGGCCAACAGACCAAGUGCACGUGGCACUAAACAUGGGCAGCCUGAUGGUCCCCCUGCUGGUGCUGAUGCUGUCUGUACUGUGGUACUGCCAGAUCCAGUACCGUCAGUUCUUCACAGCGCCUGCCACUGCCUUGCUGGUUGGUGUCACCAUCUUCCUCAGCCUGGUGGCCUUUGGUGUCUACCGCCGUUAGCCUGUGUAUCCCGUCAAAAGCCUCAGAGUCUACACUUUUCACAUGACCUUUGACCUGUCACAAAGCUGGAAGGAAGAACUGGACGUGGUUCCUUUGUCUUUUUUUUUUUUUUUUUUUGUCUUGACUGUUUUUUGUCGUGGUCAUGGAGAUGACUUGUUUAAAGAAAGGACUUGCGUUUGUGCAUCUGGAUUAUUUUCGUUGUGUGUGGUUUGUCUGUGGAAUCGUCAUCGUGCCUUUUUGUGUUCUGGGUCUGGAAGGUUGGACUCUGUCUAGAACUGGACUAGCAAAACAUAAUAAAUCUUUUAUUUAAUAUAAAUACA